This is a messenger RNA of Spirodela intermedia, 2284 nucleotides long. The record is from the annotation of a GenBank genome assembly. NCBI's taxonomy places the organism in Eukaryota, Viridiplantae, Streptophyta, Magnoliopsida, Alismatales, Araceae.
AUGGAUCCUCCACAGGGUUCCUCCCCCAUGGCUUUCGCCGCCACCACCGCUCUUUUCUUCCUCGCCGCUCUGCUCCUCCUCCUCUGGAAAUGGCUCCCCCUGGUUAGCGCGAAGAGGAUCUCCAACCUUCCUCCUGGUAGAGGCAGAAUGCUAGGCCAACGUUUCCAUCGGCACUUGGCUUCUUUUCUCUCUUUCUUUCUCAUGAUUUUGUGUUCCAUCUCUUCUUCUUCUUCUUCUCCUUUAUCCUGCUCGCUCUGCCCCUCUGGAACCACAGAUAGCAAUGUCUUCACUCUCCCUCCUACGUCACUGAGUGAUUCACUUUUGUUUUGAUCCCGCAGCCGUUCCGGGGCUGCCAUUGAUCGGGAACCUGCACCAGUUGAAGGAGAAGAAGCCCCAUCAGACGUUCGCCAGAUGGGCGGAGACUUACGGGCCCAUCUACUCCAUCCGGACUGGAGCCUCCUCCGUGGUGGUCCUCAACUCCACGGCGCUCGCAAAAGAGGUAAACUCCCCCCCGGCAACACUUCCGCAGAGCAGACAGAGACAGAGUUGACGACAGUGUCCUCCUUGCCCUUGCUCAGGCUUUGGUGACCAGGUUUUCAUCCAUCUCCACAAGGAAGCUCUCUAAGGCGCUGACCCUGCUUACAUCUAACAAGGCAAUGGUCGCCACAAGCGACUACGGCGACUUCCACAGGAUGGUGAAGCGCUUUAUCCUUUCAAGCGUUUUAGGCUCAAAUGCUCAGGUAAUCAGUCUCCACCACCUUUCCGCCAUAUCCUCAUGCCCAGAAGUGAUCCUCCGCCCUACCUGUCCUUCUUCACAACUUGUGAAAACAGAUGCGGCACCGCGGCCUCAGGGACACGCUGAUAGAGAAUGUCUUAGGAUAUCUCCGUGCCCAGAUCAAGGACGAGCCCCUUCGGGCUGUCAACCUCAGACCAGGGUUCCAGAUGGAGCUCUUCAGCCUGGCUUUGAAAGAAGUGGGUUCCUUCUCCCUGCAGAUUCGCCUCACAUGAUGAAAAGAGAAAUCAUGGUGCUAUUUGCCUGGAUUUUCUGUGGUCGCAGGCUGUGGGGAGGAGCUUGGAGUCCAUUUUUGUGGAAGAACUCGGAUCGGAGAUCUCCAAGAGGGAGAUGUUCAACAUACUGGUGGUUGAUCCGAUGAUGGGCGCGAUCGACGUAGACUGGAGGGACUUCUUCCCUUACUUGAGAUGGGUGCCUAAUAAUGGCCUGGAGAAGAGAAUCACCCAAGUACUGGAGCGCAAGAUGGCGGUCACCAGAGCUCUGAUAAACGAGCAAAGGAGAAGGAUUGCUUCUGGGGAGGUCAUGUUCUUUCUAGCUCCCAUCUCUGCCUCUUCCAGUCUCUGAACCUGACGAAGCUCUGCUAUGAUUGUCCAGCCGAUCGACUGUUACCUAGACUUCUUAUUGUCUGAAGGUGACGCUCUUAGUGAAGAGCAGCUCACUUCUUUGGUCUGGGAGGUGAUAAUCGAGGCCUCGGACACGACUAUGGUGACGACAGAGUGGGCCAUGUAUGAGCUCGCCAAGAACGAGGAGAUUCAGGUCAAACCCACCCUCAUACAAAAAAAUUUAGGAUUUUCGUCUUCAUCUCUCUCUCUCUCUCUCUCUCUCUCUCUCUCUCUCUCUCUCUCUCUCUCUCUCUCUCUCUAUCAGAGAAAUUAAUUGAAUUCGGCUGGUUGGUUCAGGAGAGGCUCUACGAGGAGAUCAAAGAGGUCUGCGGGUCGGAGAAGCUCUCAGAGGAGCAUCUCCCCCAAUUGCCCUAUCUGAGCGCUGUCUUCCAUGAGACUCUCAGAGGGCACUCCCCUGUUCCCAUCAUCCCCCUCAGAUAUGUCCAUGAAGAUACGCAGCUGGGGGGCUACCACAUUCUCUCUGGAACAGAGGCAAGAAUAAUCUUUUCUUUCCAUAUUAGACCCACUCUCUCAGAUUUUCACCCAGAAGCUUGAAAAUUUCCUGCAGAUCGCCAUCAAUCUCUACGCCUGCAACAUGGAUGGGAGGGAAUGGGAGAUGCCCGAAAAGUGGAACCCUAGCAGAUUCUUAGACGAAGGGUCCAAAUCCAUAGAUCUGCGGAGGACAAUGUCAUUCGGAGGUGGGAAGAGGGCCUGCGCUGGAUCUCUACAGGCGAUGCUGAUCACCUGCGCGGCCGUCGGUAGAUUCAUACAGGAGUUCCAGUGGAGACUGAAAGAAGGCCAGGAGGGCGACACAGACACAGUUCAGCUUACCGGUGUGAAGCUCCAACCACUGCAGGCGUACAUAACACCAAGGUGUUUGGUCGCUUGA